UUGGCCGGUGCCGCCAGGCCGGAUAUCCGCUGCAGGGCGGGGGGCAUCGGGUGUACGGACAUGGCGGCGGAGUUAGAUUGUGGCCUGAGGCCGGAUGUCGGGGCCCAGCGGGCAGAGCUGGGGCCGCUGCUAGGGAUAGCUCUGAGGCCGGGCGAGUCCUGGUAUUUGAUUGACAGUCGGUGGUUCAAACAGUGGAAGAAGUAUGUGGGUUUUGACAGCUGGGACAUGUAUAGCGUGGGUGAGCCUAACCUGUUUCCUGGACCCAUUGAUAACUCUGGACUCUUUGCAGAUCCAGAAAUACAGACCCUAAAAGAACAUCUCAUUGAUGAGCUGGAUUAUGUGUUGGUUCCCACUGAAGCCUGGAAUAAGCUAGUGAACUGGUAUGGCUGUAUAGAGGGGCAGCAACCUAUUGUAAGAAAAGUGGUGGAGUACGGUCUGUUUGUGAAGCACUGUAAAGUAGAAGUUUAUCUCCUCGAACUGAAGCUGUGUGAAAAUAGUGAUCCUGCCAAUGUGUUGACCUGUCAUUUCAGCAAAGCAGACACCAUUGCCACCAUUGAGAAGGAAAUGCGACAGCUGUUUAAUAUCCCCAAUGAGAAGGAAACUAGAUUAUGGAGUAGGUAUAUAAGUAACGCCUAUGAGCAGGUCAGCUAUCUGGACAGCACUGUACAAGAUGCAGGCCUCUAUCACGGUCAGGUGCUGUUAAUAGAGGUGAAGAAUGAAGAUGGUACAUGGCCUAGGCAGUCUGUGCUGGCAAAAUCAAGCACUGCAACUAGCAGAAAUUUUACUAGUACUUCAGCAUCAUCAGUAAAUUCUUAUUCCUCAAUGUCUGUCUCUUCUGCCAUUGCAAAUGGUGAUAGCAAUCACUCCUAUGGACUGACCAGCUCCAGCCUUGGCAGGGGAGUCUCUGGUUUCUCCUACAACUCCUACAGCUGCAGGGAGUCCCCUUCCCAGUCACAGCCUGGCAUCUGUGGGCUCAGUAACUUGGGAAACACCUGCUUCAUGAACUCUGCAUUACAGUGUUUGAGUAACACCCCACCUCUGACUGAGUAUUUCCUGGAAGAUAGAUAUGAGGCUGAAAUAAAUCAUGACAAUCCUCUGGGGAUGAGAGGAGAAAUUGCAGAAGCAUAUGCAGAGCUUAUUAAGCAGAUGUGGUCUGGGAGACACUCUCACGUGGCACCUCGUGUGUUCAAAACCCAGGUUGGCCGUUUUGCCCCUCAGUUCUCAGGGUACCAGCAGCAAGAUUCUCAGGAGCUCCUGGCAUUCCUCCUGGAUGGCUUGCACGAGGAUCUGAACCGAGUGAAGAAGAAGCCCUACUUGGAGCUCAAGGAUGCCAAUGGCAGGCCUGAUUCGGUGGUGGCGAAAGAAGCUUGGGAGAACCAUAGAUUAAGAAAUGACUCUAUCAUCGUGGAUAUUUUUCAUGGCCUUUUCAAAUCCACCCUGGUCUGUCCAAAAUGCUCUAAAGUUUCUGUGACUUUUGACCCUUUCUGCUAUUUAACUCUUCCAUUACCCUUGAAGAAAGAUCGUUCCAUGGAUGUUUCUCUGGUUUUUGCAGACCUGCAUCGUAGACCUACCCAGUAUCGGGUAGUUGUGCCAAUGAUGGGGGCUAUAUCAGACCUGUGUGAAGCUCUUUCCAAACUCUCCAAGAUCCCUGCAGAAAAUAUGGUGGUGACAGAUGUUUAUAAUCACCGAUUCCACAAAAUUUUCCAAAUGGGUGAAGAGUUAAGUCACAUCAUGCCAAAAGAUAACAUCUUUGUAUAUGAAGUUUGCAAGUCAAGCGAGGAUGGCGCUGAGUGCAUCAUUCUCUCUGUAUACUUCAGAGAAAAGAGAAUAAGACAGUCCAGCACUUCUUCAGGGACUGUUCUUUGUGGGCAGCCACUGCUAAUCUCUGUGCCCAAACACAAGCUCACUCUGGAUCACUUGUACAAUGUUGUCUUGGAGCAGAUUGGCCACUACAUUAAAUUCCCUCUGACAAAAGAAUAUUCUAGUGUAUGCCUGGACAGUGGGAUCUGCAAUGGCUUCAGUGGUGGCUGCGAAGUUGAAGAGAUGGAACAUCAGGAUGGAGAUGAGGAGGGCAGGGAAAAAGCCUCAGAAACAGAUUCCUGCCAGUCAGAGGGCUGUGCACAUGAUUUGCUGGGGAAGGAAUGGCAGCAUCACAAGAAGCAUCUGUUCACCUUUAGCCUUGUGAAUUCCUAUGGGACCUCUGAGAUAAACUCAAUUACAACAGAGGGGAAACUUCUAAAACUGAACUCCUAUGCCACCCUUGCUAUUGACUUGGAUCCAGACACUCGGAAGCUGCUGUUUGAUGAACAACAGUCACAGGCAUUUGAAAAGGAUGAAAGUAUGUUACAGUCACAGAAGAAGAAAACUACUGUCGCUCUUAAAGACUGUAUAGAACUCUUUACUACAAUGGAAACACUUGGUGAACAUGACCCGUGGUACUGCCCUAACUGCAAGAAGCAUCAGCAGGCCACAAAGAAGUUUGAUCUAUGGUCUUUGCCCAGGAUUUUGGUGGUGCAUUUAAAACGCUUCUCGUACAACAGAUACUGGAGGGAUAAACUUGACACUGUGGUUGAAUUCCCCAUCAGGGAUUUGAGCAUGUCUGAGUUUGUCUGUGACCCAGCAGCUGAUCCGUAUGUGUACGACCUCAUUGCAGUGUCCAAUCACUAUGGAGCUAUGGGAGUAGGCCACUAUACUGCAUAUGCAAAGAACAAAGUGAAUGGCAAAUGGUACUACUUUGAUGACAGCAGUGUAUCAAUGGCUUCUGAAGAUCAAAUAGUGACAAAAGCCGCAUAUGUGCUAUUCUAUCAGCAACGGGACAGCAAGCAGCACAUAGCCCCGUCUCUGCCUGCAGAAAGUGAGCUGGCAUCGGAAGAGUGUGACGGCAUGGAUACCAACUGAGCCCAGCUUGCUGCACUUAAACUGUUCGGUAGAGUUCUUUGUUCGACGCCAUGUCUGAAGCAUCUGAGAAUUGCUGUUCUGCCUUCAGUAGGAUUCUCAAGCAGGAAAUCUAGUGUUGAGGGUUUAGUGCCGGUGUCGUAAGAUAGCACUGGGGAGCCAAGAAUGAGCUGACACGGGGUAUCUAGAGGCCAAAAAUUACAUAUAUCAAAGCUUCAAUAAACUUUUUGUAAAUCUGGCUAGACUGUGUGGCUGGAGCUGGGGAAGGAGAAGCUUCAGCUGGGCUAGUUGUGGGGCUGGAGCUGGUGCCUGGGGCGGAGAGGGUGACUGCAGGGUGUUGCAGAGAUAACAGAGAGGUGUCAUUUGGGCAUGAACGCUACUCUCGUGGUGUGUCUGUUGACAGCUCUGUGCGUAGCUGUCAGGCCUAGUCCAGAUUUU
Chelonoidis abingdonii (Abingdon island giant tortoise) is the source of this 3333-nucleotide messenger RNA. RefSeq names its product ubiquitin specific peptidase 4 (gene USP4). The record is from RefSeq and is a predicted model, not a curated record. Gene Ontology annotation, molecular function: cysteine-type deubiquitinase activity. Gene Ontology annotation, biological process: protein deubiquitination. Gene Ontology annotation, cellular component: nucleus. Lineage: Eukaryota; Metazoa; Chordata; Testudines; Testudinidae.